Molecule: messenger RNA, 1429 nt
Organism: Pelmatolapia mariae (spotted tilapia)
Lineage: Eukaryota; Metazoa; Chordata; Actinopteri; Cichliformes; Cichlidae
Product: caspase recruitment domain-containing protein 19-like
Exons: 6
Coding region: 279-767 (162 amino acids)
Cellular component (GO): mitochondrion
Source: RefSeq, a predicted model, not a curated record
UGUAGUCCGUCACUGUCGGCCCGGCUCAUUAACAUCAUCAUGUAGCCUUGAGGUCGGUCAUGUGGUGACGCCACGGCCAAGCGUGCUGAUGUAACGGGGCAGCGGAGCACCGACUCACGGGGGAGACCAGGAAGUUUCACCGGGGAGGCUGUCGGUCCGAUUGUCAAGUUCACACACGGUGUAAAUUUGUCAGUAUGUCAGGUUUGUGAAGCGAGGACACCGAUGGUUACCAAGAGCAGCUGCAGAGUGACUCCCAGUUCCUGUGCUCAGAUCAGAGGAUGGAUACUGAGCUGGUUGACAGACUUGUCCUGCAGCUCAACAGGAUCUACCCGCAGAUACUAAGUGACAAGGAAGCCCACAGGUUCAGGAACCUAAGUGUGCCCACCAAGGUGCGGUUAGCAGACCUCUUGAAGCACCUGCACAGAAAUGGCGAAGAGGCAUGCCAUGAAUUCUACAGAGCCCUUCACAUCCAUACAGAGGACAUCUACUCUAGCCUGCCCAGCAGAGUCAGAGAAAGAGAGGUGGCAGAUUCAAAAUGCACUAACGACAAGACAGUUCGGCAAGAGCGAUAUGUGCUUAACGACAGAGGACCAAUGUUCUUCCUGAGCUGCUUCAGUUUUGUAGUUGGAAUUGCAAUACUCUACUAUUACGGAGACACAGAGGGUGAAGCCUUGAGAUGCACUGGAGUGUUUCUUCACUGCUCUGCUGUAAGACUGAGUAAAGAUGCUAGAGAUGUUUUCAUUUCAUAUGGAGAAGUUGGAAAGUAGAAAAAAUGAAAACAUCACGGCAAUGAGAAGAAGAAGCCAUGAAAACUGUCUUUUUUCUGUGCCAAACUCAUAAUUUUCCUAAACCUCACAUACUAAUUUAUGCACGAAAUUACUAAUUGGAGGAAUGUAACUUGACCUGACACAUUCUGUCACAAAUUCUCACAGUGUACAUCUGAAAUGGCAGAACUAUGCAACAUUCUUCCAGAGUACUUGUAUGUAUGAUUCUUGCCUGGAUUUCAUGUUUGUAGAUAGCUAUGAAUUUCAUUUUUUUAAACUAAAAUGCUUAAAGCAUAAUAAUAACCAAGUGUAACUGUGCAGCUGCACUCCCACAAAGCUGUUUUCACUUACUAAAGACUGAGUCGGUUGUUUGGGUGCAACAAACCCAAGAGCGGGGGCAAUGAAGUGUAUUUUGAGGAGAGCUGCAAGUAGGAGCACCUGUGUGGGUCGGCUCUUGGUUUGCACUUAAUUUAACAACUUGAAUUUUUCAUUGCUCCAUUUAUUAACACAUUUCACAACAAAGAUUUUCUUUUUUUUUUUAAAUACACAACAAAUACAUGUAUGAUCACACCUUAGCCCACUUCCAGUGCCUUCUAUGAAAUUUGCAAAAUAAAGGGCCCUCUAAUAGUGUUACUUAUUUUCAAAUAAAGCACAACAAAUUAGGA